This is a messenger RNA of Aegilops tauschii subsp. strangulata, 4992 nucleotides long. Lineage: Eukaryota; Viridiplantae; Streptophyta; Magnoliopsida; Poales; Poaceae. The record is from RefSeq and is a predicted model, not a curated record.
CUACCUACGCUACGCUACCACAGGGCAAGGAACAAAAUCGGGCGUGCACAUGGAGUGAGUGAGGAUCGCCCAUUCCCAACGCCAACGUCUUCCUUCCUUUCCUCCACCACUCUCUCGUCUCUUCAGAGACCAGAGACCAGAGACCAGAGACCAGAGAGAGAGAGAGAGAGAGAGAGAGAGAGAGAGAGAGAGAGAGAGAGAGAGAGAGAGAGAGAGAGCGAGCGAGCGAGCUAGCUAGCUACUCCACCACUGCCGAGCGAUCGAGCCAGCCAUGGAUCCUCCUGGCCCGGGGAUACAGCUGGGCACGCUCUCCGGCAGCCGCCGCAGCAUGGGCUCCUCAUACGGCUCACGCCGCUCCGGGGGCACCGGCUCCAUCUCCCACUCCUUCCGCCAGCCUGCCGGCGCCGACGACCCCUUCGGCCGAGCCGCCUCGCAGCAGGGCCUCGAUGACGACGAGGAGAACCUCCGAUGGGCAGCCCUGGAGAAGCUGCCCACUUACGACCGCAUGCGCCGCGCCGUCCUCCUCAAUCACGCUGGAGCUGGAGGCGCCGACGGUCAUGAGCUCCAGGGGUUGGUGGACAUCGAGCAGCUGGCCAGCGGCGAGGCCGGGCGGGCUCUCUUGGAGAGGGUGUUCCAGGACGACAGCGAGCGCUUCCUCCGACGCCUCCGUGACCGGGUGGACCGGGUGGGCAUCGAUCUGCCGGCGAUCGAGGUGAGGUACCAGGGCUUGUCGGUGGAGGUGGACGCCUUCGUCGGCACCAGCGCCCUCCCCACGCUCUGGAACUCGGCCACAAACUUCCUACAGAGUCUUGUGGGACGCCUCGCUUCCUCCAACAAGAAGACCAUCAACAUACUCCGAAACGUCCACGGCAUCCUCAAACCAUCCAGGAUGACCCUUCUGCUUGGACCUCCAUCUUCAGGAAAGAGCACACUCAUGCGAGCCCUCACUGGCAAGCUCGACAAAACCCUCAAGGUAUCUGGCAGCAUCACCUACUGUAGUCAUACGUUCGAGGAGUUCUACCCCGAGAGGACCAGCGCGUAUGUUAGUCAGUACGAUCUCCACAAUGCAGAGAUGACUGUAAGAGAGACGCUCGAUUUCUCCAGGCGCUGCUUAGGUGUCGGUGCCAGGUAUGACAUGCUCGCUGAGCUCGCUGCCAGGGAGCGCGAAGCUGGCAUAAAGCCUGACCCCGAGAUCGAUGCUUACAUGAAAGCUACUGCCGUGCAAGGGCAACAGAGUAACAUCGUAACCGAUCUUACCCUCAAGGUGCUUGGGCUUGACAUUUGUGCCGAUAUGCCCAUUGGUGACGAGAUGAUCAGAGGAAUUUCUGGCGGGCAAAAGAAGCGUGUAACAACCGGGGAGAUGUUAACGGGACCUGCAAGGGCAUUGUUCAUGGAUGAAAUUUCCACUGGUUUGGACAGCUCUAGCACAUUUGAGAUUGUGAAAUACAUAAGACAGCUGGUCCAUGUGAUGAAUGAGACCGUGAUGAUCUCCCUCCUACAACCACCGCCAGAGACCUACAACCUGUUUGAUGACAUUAUUCUGCUGUCAGAAGGGUACAUAGUGUACCAUGGGCCACGCGACAACAUCUUGGACUUCUUUGAAGCUGCUGGUUUCCGGUGCCCUGAAAGGAAAGGGGUUGCCGACUUUCUUCAAGAGGUGACUUCCAAGAAAGACCAGCAGCAGUACUGGUACCUUGAGCAGCAGCAGUAUCGUCAUGUGUCUGUCCCAGAGUUUGCCCAACGUUUCAAGUCAUUCCACGUAGGGCAGCAGAUGCUCAAGGAGCUGCAAAUCCCUUUUGACAAGUCCAAAACUCAUCCUGCUGCGCUCACCACCAACAAGUAUGGGCAGUCCAGCUGGGAGUCAAUCAAGACCGUGCUGUCGAGAGAGCAGCUGCUGAUGAAGCGCAACUCCUUCAUCUACAUCUUCAAGGUUACCCAGCUGAUCAUCCUUGGGCUCAUGGCGAUGACUGUGUUCCUCAGAACAAAGAUGCCAUAUGGGCACAUCUCCGACGGCGGCAAAUUCUUUGGUGCUCUGACUUUCAGUUUGAUCACCGUCUUGUUCAAUGGGUUUGCUGAGCUACAACUGACGAUUAAAAUGCUUCCUACCUUCUACAAGCAAAGGGAUUUCCUCUUCUUUCCCCCGUGGACCUUUGCACUGGUAACAAUCAUCUUAAGAAUUCCUGUUUCGCUUAUGGAGUCUGCGGUAUGGGUCGUCCUCACCUACUAUGUCAUGGGCUUCGCACCUGCUCCAGCAAGGUUCUUUCGUCAGCUUUUAGCUUUCUUCGGUACUCACCAAAUGGCAAUGGCUUUGUUCCGAUUUCUUGGUGCUGUUUUGAAAUCAAUGGUUGUGGCCAACACCUUUGGCAUGUUUGUGAUCCUUCUUAUUUUUAUAUUUGGAGGAUUUGUCAUACCUAGAGGUGACAUCCGGCCAUGGUGGAUCUGGGCUUACUGGUCAUCUCCUAUGAUGUACAGUCAAAAUGCAAUAUCAGUCAAUGAAUUCCUUUCCAGUAGGUGGGCCAACACAAACACUGAAGCAUCUAUCGAAGCAUCAACAGUGGGCGAGGCUAUUCUUAAAUCCAAAGGCUUGUUUACUGGAGAUUGGGGAUUUUGGGUUUCCAUGGGAGCCAUCCUAGGGUUCACUAUUUUGUUCAACAUAUUGUACAUUCUGGCGCUUACGCACUUGAGCCCUCCCAGCGGCUCAAACACAGUUUCAGACCAAGAGAAUGAGAAUGAGACAAACACUUCAACACCGAUGGGUGAGUUCUUUCUUACGUAUCCGUCCGUAUUACAGUCAUUGUACCAUCUACUUUACGUAUUUAUGAUGCCACUUGAAGCCGCUAACAAUAAUGCUAAUCUGUCACUGUCUUCACUUACAAUAUCUCUAGGUACUAAUGAUGAAGCCACAAACCGAGCAACUCAGACACAAAUCACCUUGCCUUUCCAGCCUCUUGCACUAUCUUUCAACCAUGUAAACUAUUACGUGGACAUGCCUGCAGAAAUGAGAGAGCAAGGAUUCGCCGAAAGUCGUCUCCAGUUGCUCUCUGAUAUCAGUGGUGCUUUUAGGCCAGGUGUUCUGACAGCAUUAGUUGGUGUGAGUGGAGCUGGGAAAACCACUCUAAUGGAUGUCCUCGCAGGAAGGAAAACCAGUGGGUCUAUUGAAGGAAGCAUCACCCUGUCUGGUUACCCUAAAAAGCAAGAAACUUUUGCCCGCAUCAGUGGCUACUGUGAACAGACUGAUAUCCAUUCACCAAAUGUUACUGUAUAUGAAUCCAUUCUCUACUCUGCCUGGCUGCGUCUUUCCUCAGAUGUUGACGAAAAAACGAGAAAGUUGUUUGUGGAGGAAGUCAUGACUCUUGUGGAGCUUGAUGUGUUGCGUAAUGCUAUGGUUGGCCUCCCUGGAGUGGACGGGUUAUCGACCGAACAAAGAAAGAGACUGACAAUUGCCGUGGAGCUGGUAGCAAAUCCUUCAAUCAUAUUCAUGGAUGAGCCAACUUCUGGACUUGAUGCUAGAGCCGCAGCCAUUGUAAUGCGGGCAGUGAGAAAUACAGUCAACACUGGGCGAACUGUGGUUUGCACUAUCCAUCAACCCAGCAUUGAUAUAUUCGAGUCUUUUGAUGAGCUUCUGCUUAUGAAAAGAGGAGGACAAGUUAUUUAUGCUGGUGAACUUGGUCGCCACUCUUAUAAACUAGUUGAAUAUUUUGAGGCAAUUCCAGGUGUUGAAAAGAUCACACAAGGAUAUAAUCCCGCAACAUGGAUGCUGGAAGUUAGCUCCCCUUUAGCCGAGGCUCGCCUGAACGUAAACUUUGCUGAAAUUUAUGCUAAUUCUCAACUUUAUAGGAAAAACCAACAACUUAUUAAGGAAUUAAGCGUUCCUCCGCCAGGCUACGAGGAUCUCUCAUUCCCUACCAAGUAUUCUCAGAAUUUCUACAACCAAUGCAUUGCAAACUUCUGGAAGCAAUACAAAUCAUAUUGGAAGAAUCCGCCCCACAACGCCAUGCGCUUUCUCAUGACCAUGAUCAAUGGCCUUGUAUUUGGCACGGUGUUUUGGCAGAAAGGGACGAAAAUAGGCUCGCAACAAGAUCUGUUCAAUCUACUUGGAGCCACUUAUGCUGCUGUCUUCUUCCUUGGAGCCGCCAACUGCAUCACGGUUCAGCCUAUUGUGUCAAUCGAGCGAACAGUUUUCUACCGUGAAAAGGCGGCAGGGAUGUACUCUCCGUUAUCCUAUGCAUUCGCUCAGACAUGUGUGGAGGUGAUCUACAACAUCGUGCAGGGGAUUGAAUACACGGUGAUCAUCUAUGCGAUGAUUGGAUAUGAGUGGAAAGCGGCAAAGUUCUUCUAUUUCCUCUUCUUCAUAGUUUCAAGCUUCAACUACUUCACAUUGUUUGGCAUGAUGCUGGUGUCACUGACUCCCUCUUCCAUGCUCGCAAACAUACUGAUAUCCUUUGUACUCCCUCUCUGGAACCUGUUUGCUGGGUUCCUCGUCGUCAGACCGUUGAUACCGAUCUGGUGGAGGUGGUACUACUGGGCCAACCCUGUGUCGUGGACCAUCUACGGCGUGGUGGCGUCGCAGUUUGGCGACAACAAGAGUCCUCUCAAGGUCCCUGGCGGGAGCGACACGUUUGUGAAGGAGUUCUUGGAGGACAAUCUGGGCAUCAAGCACGAUUUCCUUGGGUAUGUGGUGCUGGCGCACUUUGCGUUCAUCAUCGCCUUCUUCUUUGUGUUUGGCUACUCCAUCAAGGUGUUGAACUUCCAGAAACGUUAGGCCUUCUUCUUUGUUUUAAUUUAUAUAUAUAGUGUUUGUGUGUAUAUGAAUGAAUGUAAUGUAUAGUAGAAAGAGUAGAGUUGACAAGGGAAAUUGUUGCAUAGAUAGGCCAGACCUGGUACGUAUAAAUUAGAGGAAUGAGACAAGAGGUGGUGGUGACAUGAUGCCUAUUUCUUGUUUUACCAUUGACAUUGAUAUAUUAAAUACGAAAAAGUUCAUUUUUGGUGCAA